CUCGAAGCUGCCGGCCCUCCGGUCUUUUCCCUAUGCCUCAUGCCUUUCUGCCGUUCCUGUCCACUCGCCAUGGCCUAUCUUCAACAUUCCAGCUCUGCCUACACGCCUCGGAUGCCUCCCACACGUGGCCCAGGUGUUUCCAGCUUCCCUCCUACUUGCCGUGGGUCUUAUCUCCAGACAUUGUCCCGCCCACACGCCGUACGCCCUUCCUCCACACGUUGUUCCGCCCACAUGCCGUGCUCCUUACGUCCAAACGUUGCGACGCUCUACAACGCUGCCGGCUGCAAGCUGGGACACGGUAUCCCGCGCGCCGCGGGUCCUGUGUGUUGUCUCUCAGGUCACGUCCGGUGCGCGGCAUGUCGGGUCUGACCGGCCGGCUGUGGAGUCCCCACGCAGGGCUCUGGGCGUUGCUCCGCACCUGCAAUGCCGCGCUGCUUCCAGGCCGCGCGCGGGACCUGCACGGCUCUUCAGUCUCUUGUGGCAGCAAGAACCUGCUCAAGAAAUUUGCCUCGAAAUCCAAAAAAAAAUUUUGGUAUGACGGUCCUUCCUUGGGGUCUCACUUGACUUACACACCAUCACCAUCAAAGUUCGAAUUCCUGAUGAAGAAUACUUCAAAGAAAGCCAGGAAGGAAGACCAAGUGCGCCUGAGGACUCUGAAUGGCCUCCUCCACAAAGCGCUCACUGACCUGCUAUGCACCCCUGAAGUGAGUCAGGAGGUCUACGACCUGAGAGUGGAGCUCUCCAAGGUCUCCCUGACUUCAGACUUCUCAGCUUGCCGCGUGUACUGGAAGACAACUCUCUCCGCUGAGCAGAACUCACAAACACAGGCCACCCUACAGAGAAGCGCUGCACACAUGAGGCACCUUCUGAUGUCCCAGCAGACACUGAAGAACAUGCCCCCAAUAGUGUUUGUUCAAGACAAGGAAAAUGCAGCCCAGGUGGAAAUUGACCACUUAUUGGCCAUAGCUGACUUUGGACCCCAGGAGGGAGAACAUUUUGUACAAAACGACUUCAGGGACCCUGAUGCUCCACCACUGUGUGGCACUGCGGAGCCUGCUGCUCAGUCCAGUCUGUAUGGGAUCGAUCAUGAGGCGCUCAACAAGCAGAUUGCAGAGUACAAGAGGAGAAAGGAGAGCAGGCAGUGGCACACAGCUGGGCCUGGGACAGUGGCUGAGCUGGCAAAGCAGAUGAUAAAGAAGAAGGCCAAGCCCCGUGGAGACCAGGACAGCUCCCUUAGGAGUUACCUGGCAGGUGGGGACGACCUGGACGAUGCCCCAGGCUACAAGUGCCACCUUCACGACUCAGAAGAGUGGGAGGCAGAGAGAGGAGGUAGCACAGAUCAGGGCCGCUGCUGGGGAGCCCGGGAAGAGUAGACCACACAGCACCACCUCUGACUGCCAUGGCUACAGAAUGUGGACUCUGCCCAAAUGUGUUAGAGAGGGUCCACCAGCAGGAGGCACAGCGUACAACCAGGGAGGCCACUGGUGGUGUCAUCUGCUCUGUGCUUCAAUGUUUCCAGGCUUUUCCAUGUAUCUAAACAUGGUUUCCUGUAGGAAAGUCACUGGUGGUUAAAUUAAAAAAAUUAACAGCUGGCUCUGCACC
This is a messenger RNA of Otolemur garnettii (small-eared galago), 1602 nucleotides long. RefSeq names its product ribosome binding factor A (gene RBFA). The transcript is spliced from 7 exons. NCBI's taxonomy places the organism in Eukaryota, Metazoa, Chordata, Mammalia, Primates, Galagidae. The record is from RefSeq and is a predicted model, not a curated record. Gene Ontology annotation, biological process: rRNA processing. The coding region runs from base 33 to 1373 and encodes 446 amino acids.